GACUCAUCUCUUGGACUCGACAGUCGUCAAAAUUCAUCGGUCUAAGAAGCAAGUUUAUUUUUUUAUAAAUAAAACACACUAUUGUUGAGUCAUUUAUUAUUGGAAUUAUUUUUAAUUAAUAUUUUAUAGUUAAUUUGAUAUCAACAUUGAGUUUGGAGAACCUAAAAAAAAUGUGGAAAAAUGGCGCCGGGAUUUUCCAAUCACUUGGGGUGAAGAAAUUGCAAGAGGAAUUGGAGUUUUUUGUGAAGAAAUAUAAUUAGAAUUGGAGGUUAUAAUUUGUUGAAGAGUUUUGGAGAUAAUUGGGACAAUGUCGGUGUCAGCGAGAGGAGAAAUGGAUUCAAAUUCUGGUGUUAAAAGUAAAGAAAGACAAUUGGAGAAGUCAAAUUCACGUGAAGAAAGAAGAUUGUUUUUGAACUGUUCUCGUGAGAACUUGAGUAUUUCAGAUAUCGAGCAGGGAUUUAAUAAGAAUCAUAUUUGUAUACGAAUAAACAAGAAUGUUAUGUUGAAUGUAUUUAUCAUUAUUUUAGUAUGCAUUUGUGUGAUAUUUGAGACAUUUAAUUUAUCAAGAGUGUUGGAUAAUAGAAGAGAUAUUGAGAUUAUUAAACAGGACUUGGAGACACUCAGACGUCAGUUUUAUGAUGAAAGUUUUUUGGAUAGGUUGAUGGCAUUUGAAGAUCAGUGGUACGAUGAUACUGAUGAUGAUGAUGAUGAUGAUGAUGAUGAUGAUGAUGAUUCUAGUCAAGAUCUUGAUGAUGAUGAUGAUGAUGAUUACGAUGAUUAUAAAUCGAAAGGUUCAUCAACACCAAGUCCACAAGUUGAAGAUGAAGAUUUGCAGAAAAUAUUAGAAGCUAUUAGAGAUUUAGAGAUAAAAAAAGCUGAUGAGUUACGAAAAAGUUUUCAUGAGAAUCAAAAUAAAACUCUAGAAGCUGUGGAUGAUGGCCAAAGACAUAAACGAUUUAUUUACAGCAGAAUAAAUAACACGGAGAUAAAUUUAGGUCAAAACCUAAGUCAUGUUGGAAUGGAGAUGAUGAAAAAGGGAAGAAAAUCACUGAUUCAUGAUGAUAAAAAAUAUUUUGCUAUUAAAAAAGCUAAAAAGGAACGUGUUUAUCGAAAGGCGCCAGAUGAUGCAAAAAAACUAGCUAACACUCGAGGAUUAGCAAAAAGACAUUUACGUAUGUCUCGACAAAUAUUUGCUGCGCAUUACGGAGCAGACAGUAGUCUUUUUAGUGAAGACGAUGAGCACACUGGCAAUGGUAGAGCACGACACAAUGAAGGAGUGUUUAAAGCUUGGAGAUCAAGUGAUUGGAUGGAUGAUUUUCAAAUGGAACGUCAUUUUUCAUUAUCUAGAGAUGGAAAAUUAACUGUUCAUGAAACUGGAUUGUAUCUUGUGUAUGCGCAAAUUCAUUAUCUUGAUGAACAUGAUGAAAAUGGAUUCCAUUUGCUGGUUAAUGGGAAACCUAUUUUGCAAUGCAUGGCUUACAGUCCAGGAACUGGUCACAAAAGUCGUUCCUGCUUCUCAGCCCAGGUCACUUUCCUCCAUAGUGGUGAUCGUUUAGUGCUAAAAGAUAUUGGAAUAUUUAGGUACACAUUAUUCCAAAAAGAUAAAAGCUUUUUUGGUUUAGUCAAACUUGGUGAUUUAAAGGUACCUCACACUCAAUUGCAAUCGUCUUCUGAAAGUCCCAUGAAUGAAUAAAUAAAGUGAUCAAGUGAUUGUAGAACAUGAAAUGUUAAUUACAGUAAAAUCUAUGUAUCUUCAAUUUCUGUUUUUUUUUAAUGUGUCAGUUAUACUUGCAUGACUGAUGGAAAUGAUUCAUUAGAAAAAAAUCAAGCAUAGAAGAUGAUAAAGAAAAUAGUACAUUGUGCAUCAAGGGCGCAAAAUUGCUGAUUCCCAACGAGUGUGAGUUUUAGUCCCGAGCGAAUCGAGGAAGCUAAAUUCACAUGAGCCGAGAAUCAGCAAUUGCUGCCCGAGAUGCACAUACUAUUUUUUAAUGCUAAGGGUGCUAAAUCUAUAUUGGAAUUAUUGUCAAAGUAGAUUAUACAAGUCCAUUUUUGCCAAUAACUUUAUUUAUUUUCAUUAAUUAAAUUGAUUGUUACAUUGCAAUUUUCAAAGUGAAAUUCAGCUCUCUUUUCUAAACUUGAUUUAAUAUUAACAGUGUGUCGAAAGUAAUAAAAAAUUGUCAUCUGUUUAGGAUUGAGGUAGGAUUACUUCAGUUUUAUGGCCCUUUCAAGACUAAGUGCUGAGUUUUGAAUAUAAAAUAAACAAUAGGUCAAGCCAUACAUAAUAAAAUUUAAAGAAUCCAUUGAGAUUGAGUGCUUACUUUAGUACAGGCAUUUAGUUUCUGUAUGUAAAGAGAUAAGCAGCCUAGGUCAAGAAAGAACCAUUUUACGCCCAGUAUGCUGGCACGGAAAAUAGUUAUUUUGCGCCCUGUGCAUUAAAAAGAUAAUAAAUCAUGUUGAUAACAUUUUAUUUAUUUAAAAUUGAACUUUUAUUCAUUGGUGACAUAAUUAUGUACUCAUAUUUUAUAAAUUAGCCAGACAGUGAUGGAACAUACGAA
Chelonus insularis is the source of this 2555-nucleotide messenger RNA. RefSeq names its product TNF superfamily member 12 eiger (gene egr). The coding region runs from base 308 to 1693 and encodes 461 amino acids. Gene Ontology annotation, molecular function: receptor ligand activity; tumor necrosis factor receptor binding. Gene Ontology annotation, cellular component: membrane. NCBI's taxonomy places the organism in Eukaryota, Metazoa, Arthropoda, Insecta, Hymenoptera, Braconidae. Gene Ontology annotation, biological process: immune response. The record is from RefSeq and is a predicted model, not a curated record. The transcript has 4 exons.